Vitis vinifera (wine grape) is the source of this 2710-nucleotide messenger RNA. Its product is annotated as protein EMSY-LIKE 3. Gene Ontology annotation, biological process: defense response to fungus. The record is from RefSeq and is a predicted model, not a curated record. The transcript has 10 exons. NCBI's taxonomy places the organism in Eukaryota, Viridiplantae, Streptophyta, Magnoliopsida, Vitales, Vitaceae. Gene Ontology annotation, cellular component: nucleus. The coding region runs from base 667 to 1881 and encodes 404 amino acids.
ACAAAACGCGUCUCCGGAGGUCCCAACCAAUGACUGCCGCGGAACUCAAAAUCAACUAUAGAGUGAAAAAAUCGAACGCCCUAAAACCAAUUUCAAUUCCGUGUUCCCCCGACCCCUCCCCGUUGGCUUCUCCAACUCCUUCCCUCUUUGUUCAUUCACCGGCACAAUUCGAACUUCAAUCUGUGUCUCCGUUUUCAAAUCAAAGAUGGAAACUUUGAAGCUUCUCGAUUUGAAAGUACGUUUGGAAUUCUAACAGCAAUGCACGAAUUCAGGGUUUUCUGUUGAUGAUCUCAAGCCGAGUUUCUGAACAAAUUGAUGGAUUUUUUGCGAGUUUCUGUCAUUGAAGCGAGUCUUUGAAGCUUCAGGAGUCGGUUGGUUGGCAUAGUUCAGAGUCGGUGGUUUUAGUUUGAUCCGAGUGGCUCGGUUCUGGGAGAGAUUGAUCGAAUAUUUCUUGCGGUUUCCGUGGGCAGAAUCGGCGCCGAAGCUCGUGAAAUUGAAUGGAGGCUGGAAUUCGAAGGGCAAUUCGCGGCUGAUCGAUUUGUAUUGUUUGCAUUAGCUUGUGUUUUUGAAGAAAUUGGCAGAGUUUUGGUUGUUCGGAAGUGCUUGAAGUGAUUUUUCUGGGUCUUCUCUACUUGGAGUGAAGAUCUGGCUUGAAAAAAAAGUGUGAUGGACUACGGGCUUUCUGAUAGCAGUGAUGAUGACCUUCCUCCUUCACAUCAGAAUAGAUUUUCAAGAGGGGGUCGUGCCUCUGGGAAUGGAAGAUCUGGAGUUUUAGGUUCUGCUCCUUUCCCAAGGAUGCACGGUGAUAUGGAGGCCCAGAUCCACCAUAUUGAGCAAGAAGCCUACAGUUCAGUCCUGCGUGCUUUUAAAGCUCAAUCUGACGCAAUUACUUGGGAGAAGGAAAGUUUAAUUACAGAACUUAGAAAAGAGUUGAGAGUAUCAGAUGAGGAACACAGGGAACUUCUAUCGAGAGUUAAUGCUGAUGACAUCAUCAGGAGCAUAAGAGAGUGGAGAAAGGGAGGCGGUCUCCAACAUGGCAUGGCUGCUCAGCCUGUACAUGAAUCCAUACCUAGCCCCACUGUUUCAGCAUCCCGCAAGAAACAGAAGACAUCACAGUCGAUAGCUUCCUUAUCCUUGGGUGCUCCAUCUCCGGCAUUGCAUCCAACUAUGCAGCCAUCUUCAUCAGCCCUAAAACAUGCUCCUACACCAAGAUCCAAGAGCAAGAAGACAAAACCAUACCCUUCUGCAGGUCUUACUGGAAGGCCCCAACUCGCUAAUCGUGGUUCUUCAGGUGCCUUUGUGGGAAAUGAAGCUGCUGAAGGUACAACCUAUGAUCCAUUAAUUGGAAAGAAGGUAUGGACAAGGUGGCCUGAAGACAACCACUUCUAUGAGGCUGUGAUUACUGACUACAAUCCUGUUGAGGGACGGCAUGCUCUGGUUUAUGAUAUUAAUACAACAAAUGAAACGUGGGAAUGGGUCAAUCUAAAAGAGAUAUCCCCUGAAGAUAUUAGGUGGGAAGGUGAUGAGUCUGGAAUGUCUCGUAGAGGUAGCCGUCCUGGACCAGGCCGUGGGAUGAAAAAGUCCAUGGCACGUGGAGGUGCUGUUACUGGUGCUGGAAGGGGUAGAGGAACUCCCAAGGGUCAAUCCAAGAAAGUUUUUCCUCCAUCCCAGAACGGCCUUGAGAAGAAGGAUGAUAGUUCCCUGGAAAUAUAUAACACUGACUCUCUAAUUAAGGAGGUGGAGAGAGUUGUCACCACAGCUAAUCCUGAUUCUGUGCAAAUUCUGGAAGUCAAGAAAAUGCUGAAGGAGCAAGAACAAGCCCUGGUUGAUAUAAUUGCAAAGCUUGAUGAAGCAUCUGAUGGCGAAAGCGGUAAUAACUAAUUACAUACUAACAUGUUAAUAACACAACAAAGAACAAAGCUUCAGCACCUUCCCUUGUAUCUUGCAUCUUUUUUUUAUUGCCUUUAUAAUUUUAAGAUUUGACCGAUACUGGCACUGUACAAAUUUUGUCAAUUAAGUUCUAAUGUUCCUUUUUCAAAUAAAGUUUUAGAGAAUGAGCAUUGAAUGGUUGCCUUGAGUUUUAUUUGAGUUCACUUUUGCAAAUUUUGUCUUCUUGAAUUGCCAUGAUUGUGCCCAUCCAUACAAACAUCUUGUACCAAAUCUCUCUUCUGAUUUAAUUUGUGUUCCAAAUUGAAAAUCAUUGAGAUGAAUAUAUAGAUUUUGGGUCUUUUGACUUCAAAAGCAGCUGCAAAAGGCCUUCUCUUAGCACAUUAUUAAUGGUGGGUGCAAUGCCAUGUUUGUUUUAUGUUUCCUUUUUCCUUGGCUCCCAACAGAGGAGGCAGGAGCACGGCAGGAAGAUGAAGCUGGUGGCGAAGGUAGAGUAGCUAAAGGUUCGAACAGUGAAAAAAUGGCUGGAGAAGAAGGGAGAGCUGCAUCCGAUGAGGGACAUGACGUGCAAUUUUAGCUUCCUUACAUGUCAAUAAUUAAGUCCCAACUGUACCAUUCCCCGCCCGAAACACAGCCAGACUGAUGGAUAACACCCCUAGGUAGUUAAGAUUUAGAGUAGGUUGUAUGAUCCUAUUCAUUGUAACUGUAAUUUAACUUUGGGAAUUCUGGGAUUGUAUUUAUGUAAAGGAUUAUUCCAAACAGUUGUAGCUUCUGAUCAUGUAAAGAUUGUUCUCAAUAUGUUUGCCAGUCUUUCUAGUUUUUC